This is a messenger RNA of Dryobates pubescens (Downy woodpecker), 2402 nucleotides long. RefSeq names its product GRB2 associated binding protein 3 (gene GAB3). Lineage: Eukaryota; Metazoa; Chordata; Aves; Piciformes; Picidae. The transcript is spliced from 10 exons. The record is from RefSeq and is a predicted model, not a curated record. The coding region runs from base 76 to 1872 and encodes 598 amino acids.
AAUACACACACCCCACACACGCACACGCAGCCCGCACCCUGGCUCCCGCGUCGCCGCUCCGCGCCGGGGGGGAAGAUGAGCUCAGGGGACGUCGUUUGCACUGGAUGGCUCAUUAAAUCACCCCCCGAGAAGAAACUCAAGAGAUACGCAUGGCGGAAGCGCUGGUUCGUGCUGCGCAGGGGCCGCAUGAGUGGCAACCCAGAUGUGCUGGAGUACUACAGGAACAACCACUCCAAAAAGCCUAUUCGCAUCAUCGACCUCAACGAGUGCGAAGUGCUGAAGCACUCAGGACCCAACUUCAUCAAGAAGGAGUUUCAGAACAACUUUGUCUUUAUUGUGAGAACCACCUACCGCACCUUCUACCUGGUAGCCAAAACUGAAGAGGAGAUGCAGGUCUGGGUGCACAACAUCAGCCAGAUCUGUAAUUUUGGACAUCUAGAAGAUGGUACAGGUUCAGUGGAGAGCCUGUCCCACACGACCUCAUCCCCGCAGCCGUCGCCAGCCGCCUCCACCCACGCCUCGCACAUCGCCGAUCCCUCCUUCUCUGUAGACCAUGCUGCUGCUGAUGCCUCUGCUGCAGAGGAGACCCCCAGCGAGUCGGAGUCGGUCUUUCUCCCCGACUACCUCUUCCUCUCCAACUGUGAGUCGGGCAAGCUCAGCCACAACAGGUGUGACAGCUGGUCGAAUUCAGACAGAUCUCUGGAGCAAACCUCUUCAGAUGAUGUUUUUGUCGACUCCUUGCAGUCCCAGCCCUCCUUGUACCUUGUACAGCCAUCCAGCACUGGCACUGUGCACCAGGACGGGGCCCCACUGGCAAAUCCUAACUCUGUGUCCAGGAAUGUAGACAUUAGCGGGCCACCCAGUGACUUUUCCUCCUCUUCUCCAGUGCUGGGGACACCACUGACACCAACCUUACAGAUUGACAAAAGCCAAAAUGCACUGCCCUAUGGUGUAACCCAGCUGGAUGUCCUGUCCAACACACCCCCGCCGCGGCCACCCAAGCCAACCCACUUCUCAGACAGAAGAGGUGAUGAGGUGGGUGGUGGCACCUUCCAGAAUGGGCAUGCGAUCUGCCGGGCUCAGGUUGCUCUGGUGCCCAGGAGGAUCUCCUUGUCCAGCUUAGACAAUGUGAGGAACUGGAAAGCAGACAUGGAAGGCAGUUCCUUAAGAAGUCGAGAUAAGAGGCUUAGCUUGAAUUUGCCCUGUCGGUUCUCCCCACUCUACUCGACUGCUUCGGACAGCACAGAGGACAGCUACGUGCUCAUGCGCCCCAGCAACUCUCCCUCUGCGCCUGGCUCUGACUGUUCACCUGAUGGCUACAUCCCCAUGAGCCCUGGCUCGGCCACAUUUACAUUCUCUGUUGGCAGCACUGAAAAGCUCACCAGCCCCUUACCUGAGCUGCCCUCAGACCUGGAGCCCCCUCCAGUGAACCGAGACCUCAAGCCUCGUAGGAAACCACGGCCACCUCCUCUGGAUCUGAGGAACCUCUCCACAAUCCGGGAGCAUGCCACCGUGACCAGGAUGUGGACUGUGCCUUACAAUCGAAUGAGCUUUAUCUCACCAGAAAGAGACGGUAUUAAUUCAGCAAGAAUAUUUGCCAAUUCAGUUUCCGGAGAAGAGGAAGAAAGUUACAUUCAUAUGGAACACAGACAGGCAACAUCUCCGUACAGUGGUGCUUUUCCAUGGACAAGGAAAUCUAACCUUGAUUACUUAGCAUUGGAUUUUAAUUCUGCUUCCCCAUCCCCUGUACAGAAGAAACCUUUUCUCUCUGAAGAGCAGAGAGUGGACUAUGUCCAGGUAGAUGAGCAGAAGACUCAAGCUUUACAGAACACUAAGCAGGAAUGGACAGAUGAGAGGCAAUCAAAAGUUUAAAGAAAGAUCUGGAAUCUGGAGGAUUUUGUUUUGCACUGGAACCACACUGUUAAUGAAGCAGCUAUCUCAGUAGAGUUCAAAGGCAGAGUCGUAAGAUGCUUACAGCCAUAAAGGAAUGUCAUUUUUAAUGGAAACCUUUGAUUUCAGCUGGAAAUAGUAUGUUGAAUGAGUGAGUGGUUCACUGAUGAAGUAAUGCAUUAUCCUUUUUAUUGCCCUUACCAGUAAGCUACAUGGUACCAUUUUCUGGCAUGAUUCUGCAGUGAGUCAUACACUUCAUGCUAACAAUCCACUACAUGUUGCAUUAAUCUAGUUAGUCUUGCCUUCUCCCUCUGUUGCAUAAUUCCUAGUUGCUAGAACUAUUUUUUUGAUAUUCCUACAAAUACUGCAGGUGCUCAGAGUGCUUUUAUGGCAGCGGGCAUCUGACAGGUGUUGGUGACUAAUCAACUAAGGGCUAAAAUACUGAAACAAUAAAAAGAACUUUUUGAAUAUAUAGUGCUUAAGCAAAGAGAAUUUUGGAAAAUACUUUCCCC